Messenger RNA from Parasteatoda tepidariorum (common house spider), 1268 nucleotides. Its product is annotated as lysosome-associated membrane glycoprotein 5. Gene Ontology annotation, biological process: establishment of protein localization to organelle. NCBI's taxonomy places the organism in Eukaryota, Metazoa, Arthropoda, Arachnida, Araneae, Theridiidae. Gene Ontology annotation, cellular component: late endosome membrane; plasma membrane; lysosomal membrane. The record is from RefSeq and is a predicted model, not a curated record.
AUGCGCAAACUUGUGUUCUCUAAGGCGCGAUCGAUUUACAAUAAUGGACGUCCAGACAAUAUUCUUUACUCUUCAUCCAUGAUACCUAUAAAAUUAUCUUACUCUUCUAAAUUUAAUAUUCUAUUCCAUUUUGUUUCCUGAUUGCUCGCAUUAUUGAAUGAAUCGUUUAGCAUCCUAAGCAAUGGCAAAAUUCUGCUGCACUGCAACAACCAUAACAGUCCUUGUAACACUGCUGAAGCUUUGUAGAACACAAUCUGAUUCUAAAGAUGCCACUACAACUCCAGUACCUAUAGGCCAUUUUCUCACACCAACUGACGAUGUACUGACGAAAGAUGUAGCACCAGAUUUUACUUUUGCUGUGUGGGAUGGAAACGGUAAAAUAUGCAUAUUAGCGAAAUUCGCCGCCUCUUUUAAGAUCACAUAUCCUAGCAUAGCGGGGGAACAACACAUCUCAGUGAAUAUGCCUGAAGAUGCUAAAGUGAAGGGAAGGUGUGGGACUUUUGACAGAGAACCCAUACUUGAAUUAGCAUGGCCAGGAUUCCGAUUAGUUAUGUCUUUCACGGUGGUAAAUCCAAAAGAAAAUCAAAACACUUGGGAGUUAUUGUCAAUGGAGCUCUUGUAUGAUACAGCAAGUCCACUCUUUGAUGGGGCAACAAAUGUUGGGAAAAAGACUGUUCGUACCCUGGAGGAUGGAUUAUUUGCGACUCCCUACGGCAAAUCUUACUUCUGCCCGUCUCCUGACGUCAUUCCCAUGUACGACUCCAGAAAGGAAAGAGUUGUCUUGACACGAAUGAAGGACGUCCACCUACAAAUGUACGAUGUGCAAAUGGGCAAAUUUUCCCAAUUUCAACGAUGUAGUUUAGUCAGAAUAGGAGGAUUACCGGAGCCUUUCGGUUUAGACGAGACAGUACCAAUUGCAGUUGGCAGCACAUUGGCUGUGAUGUCCGUCUUAGUGGUACUUGGCUACGCUCUCUGGCGGAAUGUGGCGACAAGGAAAACUGAUUAUGACACAGUGGAAUGAGCAGAAUACAUAGGAGAAAAACUUAGGAAAAUCAAUUCAUUUCGUAAAUAAUGUUAAAAGUGUUGUAAACAAUUAAAAAAAAAUAUUAACUAUUGUUGGCGGUUUUAGAGCGAGAAAGAGCAAAAUAAUUAAAAAUAAUUUUAAAAAAAUAGAGCAACAAAUAGCAAUAAAUAAAUUUAAACAAUCAAAUUGCAUAUGUACUAAAAAAAUAUUUAGAACUAUGCAUAGAAAGCUAAUUCCCUGUUAA